Messenger RNA from Pyrenophora tritici-repentis Pt-1C-BFP, 1095 nucleotides. RefSeq names its product endonuclease protein. Gene Ontology annotation, molecular function: crossover junction DNA endonuclease activity; 5'-flap endonuclease activity. NCBI's taxonomy places the organism in Eukaryota, Fungi, Ascomycota, Dothideomycetes, Pleosporales, Pleosporaceae. Gene Ontology annotation, cellular component: Slx1-Slx4 complex. The record is from RefSeq and is a predicted model, not a curated record. Gene Ontology annotation, biological process: double-strand break repair via homologous recombination.
AUGACCGACGGGCUCAAGAUAGACAGCAGGCCCCUCCCCGCCUUCUACUGCUGCUAUCUGCUUCGCUCAAAGAACCGCAAGGCCUUUUACAUUGGGAGCACACCCAACCCGGCCCGCCGUCUUGGUCAACACAAUGGGUCGAGCAAGGGUGGUGCAAAGCGCACUUCGAUGCAGGGGAAGCGGCCUUGGGAGAUGACCUGCAUCGUGACCGGCUUCCCCUCCAGAUUCGCCGCACUGCAAUUCGAAUGGGCGUGGCAAAACACGCACGCGACACGCCACAUCGAACGAGAUGUGCGCGAGGCGAGAAAGGACGAGUUGGAAAAGGGCAGGAAGAAUGCAUCGCCCGUCAAGAGAUCAAGACCACCAAUGUCACUGGAAGCACGACUCAAAAACUUGCAUCACCUCCUGGGCGUCGGUAGUUUUAGCAGGUGGCCGCUACACGUUCGAUUCUUCGCGCCAGAUGUGUUUUCGCAGUGGGAGAAACAUAUAUCCAAAAUGAACACGAGCCUACGGAAGAGCAUUACCAUCCGGCUGACUCCGGCCGAACUCCCCAAGUUGGCCCCUGAUGUAUCGAGCGAAAUGCGAACACACUUCAUACCAGAAGUCAUACGAGCAAUCCCUGUUGCUUAUGAAGACAUCAAACCGUAUGUUGAGAAGUCAAUGAGCACCCUGAGAGACGGGAAGACGCGGGAUUGUGGUGUCUGUAAGAAGGAUGUGAAUGUUGAUAGAUCGCUCGUGCUCAUUUGUCCCAACGAGACAUGCUGCUCUGUGUCACACAUGUCCUGCCUGUCGCAGAGAUUCCUUGCAGAAGAGGCCAACAAAGAGGCCUUUAUUCCCAUAGAAGGAACAUGUCCAAGCUGCCACAGCCCCAUCAAAUGGUCCGACAUGAUCAAAGAGCUCAGUCUACGAAUGCGCGGCGAGGACGAACUCAAAACUCUAUUCAAAACGAAGCGUAAAAAGAAGCAAGUCGACACCACAGAAGACGACACCGACGAAUAUCCCGACAUUGACGACCUCAACGCCGACCUCGACGAAGAUCUCGACGAAACCUGGAUGGAAAACGUAAACGAAGAAGACGACAAACCCCGAUCCUAA